This is a messenger RNA of Echinococcus granulosus, 240 nucleotides long. RefSeq lists its product as hypothetical. Bases 1 to 240 code for a protein of 79 amino acids. NCBI's taxonomy places the organism in Eukaryota, Metazoa, Platyhelminthes, Cestoda, Cyclophyllidea, Taeniidae. The record is from RefSeq and is a predicted model, not a curated record. The transcript is spliced from 2 exons.
AUGAUUAGCGCUUCCAAGUAUCGAGUUCCGCUAAAGCUAGCACAAAAGCUCAGCACGGAGAUGGAGCCUUCUCUCACCUCUAGAGUCGUCGUCCUCGCCUAUGCGUGGACCGACAUGUUUAAACGUGACCUAACUACUUCUCUGAAAAAGCAGAACGAACCAGACUUUGGACAGGCUGCAGACACAGGCACCAGGUGUGAAUUUAAACCGCAAAACCACUCCACGAAAUUAGGAAUAUGA